Oncorhynchus kisutch (coho salmon) is the source of this 1746-nucleotide messenger RNA. RefSeq names its product zinc finger protein 501-like. Gene Ontology annotation, molecular function: DNA-binding transcription factor activity, RNA polymerase II-specific. The transcript has 2 exons. The record is from RefSeq and is a predicted model, not a curated record. The coding region runs from base 235 to 1554 and encodes 439 amino acids. Gene Ontology annotation, biological process: regulation of transcription by RNA polymerase II. NCBI's taxonomy places the organism in Eukaryota, Metazoa, Chordata, Actinopteri, Salmoniformes, Salmonidae. Gene Ontology annotation, cellular component: nucleus.
ACACUUCAAUAACAACACGGUUACUGAUUCAACUUUCUCGCUAGCCAAAACAAAACGUAAUAUUGAAGCUUAUUUUGCCAUUGUUUGUAUAUAUUCAUCUCAGUGUUUUAAACACAAUUCUGUUUGAGUAUCUACUGGUUAAAUGAACAUAAUUUACUUGUUACAUUGGCAAAUAAGGUUAAGGUUAUUUCUGAGCCAAUCACUAGGCUAGUCGCUAGCUGACAUGCCCUGACCAUGAGCUCACUUAGCUACUCCACCCCUGCUAAAGAAGAAGAGGUCUGUUGCACGGAGAAAGAAUCUCUGGGGCUGAACUUUGUCGUGAAAGAAGAACAUGAGGAUAUUGCAAUGAAAGGAGAUGAAGACGUGUUUAGAUUUAAGCAGGAGGAAGAGAAUGCUAUAACAUUUAAAAAAGAGAAAGAACCUUGUGGAAUGAAACGGGAAGAGGAGGUUCUCACAUUGAAAGAGGAGGAUGUUACAGUGAAAGAAGAGAAAGACACUUUAGGAGUGGAAGAGGGGAUACAGGCUGUCACAGUGGAAGAAGAGGAGUUGGAUGCUUUCAGAAUUAAAAAGGAGGAAGAUGAGGAUAUCAGCGUGGAAGAGGGGGUAGAAUCUUUAAGAAUCAAAAAGGAGGAAGAGGAGGUAGAACCUUUAAGAAUGAAAAAGGAGGAAGAGGCCAUCUCAUUGAAAGAGGAAGAAGAGGGUGACGUGACAGUAAAAAAAGAGGAAGAAACUUUUAGAGAGGAGGAGGGGGCUCUCUCAAACAAAGACAAGGAGGAAGGAGAGGAGGAGGAGACAGACGAUCUGAUUAACACCAGAGAAAGACCAGACUCAGAGGAACCAGAGACGUACAAAUCAGCAAGACGACACCACUGCUCCCACUGUGGAAAGAGUUUUACCCGGUUAGGGUCCCUGAAAGUGCAUAGGACAUUGCACACAGGAGAGAAGCCUUUUCAAUGUUCCCAGUGUGGAAAGAGUUUUGCAGAGUUAGGGCACCUGAAAGCACAUGAGAGAAUGCACACAGGGGAGAAGCCUUACCAAUGCUCUCUGUGUGGAAAGAGUUUUUCCUUGUUAGCAAGCCUGAAAAGACAUGAGAGGAUCCACACAAGAGAUGCGCUUUUCCAAUGCUCCCAGUGUGAAAAUAGUUUUUCCUUGUUAGCAAGCUUGAAAAGACAUGAGAGGACACACACAGGUGAUAAGACUUUCCACUGCUCCCAGUGUGAAAGGAGUUUUACACGGUUAGGGAACCUGAAAAAACAUAAAAGAAUACACUCAGGAGAAAAGCCUUUCCACUGCUCCCAGUGUGGGAAGGGUUUUACAGAGUUAGGGAACCUAAAAAGACAUGAGAGGACACACACAGGAGAUAAGCCUCAUCGGUGCUCCCGGUGUGGAAAAAGUUUUACCCAGUUAGCACACCUGAAAGUACAUGAGAGAAUCCACACGGGAGAAAAGCCUUACCAAUGCUCAGACUGUGGAAAGACCUAUUCCUCAUCACGGUCACUUAAAAGUCACGUGAGGAUCCACGCAGGAGGAAAGAAGCCUUCCCCUAGUUUGUAAAUUGUUAUGUCACAUCACAUUGACUUAAUUUCUUCUCCUAGUGGGUAUAUUGAUAUUUCACUUCACAUUAACUUAAAAUUCAUCAGAGAACAUACAUAGUUCUUAUAUUGUUGCCUGAUAAUGUGUUUACCUGUUUAUACCACAUGAAAUUAAAUGGUGCAAAGUGUACUCAAACAUAUAUUUGUUUGUUUU